AUGGGAGGCGUCAGGGACACCGAUAUCAAUCCUUUAUUUAACAACGCAUGUUUCUCUGAUGUGACAAUUCGACAAACCUGUCACGGAGCUUCCAGAGAGUACUAUGGGCACAAGGCCGUCUUAGCGUCACAAUCCAGAUGGUUCUACAACGCCUUUUUCGGCAACUUCAAGGAAGCUACUGCCAAGGUUGUCGAGCUUCAUGAUGAUAACCCUGUUCACUUCGAGAUGCUGCUGAAGUGUAUCUACUCCCGCCAGUACCAACCCAAGCGCAGCCAAGACAUUGUUGGCACCUACAUCGUGGCCGACAAGUACGCUUGUGACGAGAUCAAGAAGAGCCUUAUGCUGGCAGCCGAGAAAAAGAUUGAAAAAGCGGGGUGGGAGAAACUGUGUCUCCUUGUGGAGCUCUUCUACGGAGGUUGUGGAGACACUGCAAACAGCGAAAUUGGAAGGUUUCUUGCAAGUACGAUGACGAAUUCGCAAUCGGAUUCUGGACUCUCCUUCCAGACUAUCGUCGACACCUUUAAGGAGCUGUCCAAACGGUUUCCGAACUUCGCAACUGACUUGAUAGUUCAUGGAGUCAAAGUGUGGAACGUCAUCGAUUACGAACCCUGGGAAGACCCAGAGGACCCUGAAGAGUUUCGGAGGGAAGCCGCCCUACUGAUUUUUGACUAAAUUUUCAGAGAGGUGGUGGCUGAAUUCACGUG
Molecule: messenger RNA, 704 nt
Organism: Westerdykella ornata
Lineage: Eukaryota; Fungi; Ascomycota; Dothideomycetes; Pleosporales; Sporormiaceae
Exons: 3
Coding region: 1-672 (223 amino acids)
Biological process (GO): regulation of proteolysis; proteasome-mediated ubiquitin-dependent protein catabolic process
Cellular component (GO): cytoplasm
Molecular function (GO): ubiquitin protein ligase binding
Source: RefSeq, a predicted model, not a curated record